Dujonia railenensis is the source of this 381-nucleotide messenger RNA. NCBI's taxonomy places the organism in Eukaryota, Fungi, Ascomycota, Pichiomycetes, Serinales, Debaryomycetaceae. The record is from the annotation of a GenBank genome assembly.
AUGGCUUCUAUUACCUCCAUUGUGAAGACUGCUGACUUCAUCUUAUCUAGACCAACUUUGUCUAAGAUCAUCACCCCUAUUGCAAAGACUUUUGUAUCCUACGCUGGUUACAGAGAAAUGGGUUUAAAGUUCAACGAUUUACUCCUUGAAGAAACUCCAAUUAUGCAAAAGGCUAUCUCCAGAUUACCAGCUGAUGAAAGCUAUGCUAGAAAUUACAGAUUCAUAACUGCUCACCAAUUAUCAUUAUCCCAUCAAUUAUUACCAGAGAGUAAAGCAGUAAAGCCAGAAGAAGAUACCAACUACCUUGUCCCAUACAUUUUAGAAGCUGAAAAGGAAGCUUUCGAAAAGGCAGAAUUGGACAGCAUCGUCAUCACUAAAUAG